AUGGACAGCAAAGACAACGAGAAAGGGGCAUUAGAGCAUGGAAGCACCACGAAGCUCACGACAGCCUCAUUUCUCGGAGACAUUGAAACCGUAACUUCAACCUCUUUUGCAAGCGAAGAUGAACGCAUGCAAGCACUCCUGGGCACGUACGCUCUAUUGGCACGCCUAGAGUCCCCAUGGGAGACAUUGGUGAGGAUCUGCAUGACACAGCCGGCUCUUGGUGCAACUCUAAAGAUCUUGAAAGACCUACAGCUUCUCGAAAAAUGGCAGGCUCGGAAAGGGGAACCGAUGACCAGUUGCCAGCUCGCUGAGCUUCUUGGAGGCAGAUGUGAGCCAGCGCUACUUUAUCGGUUCCUACGUCUAAUGGCAUCGAACCAUCUACUCGAAGAAACAUCGAUAGGAGUCUUCAAACCAACAUCAUUCGGAAUCGCCAUCACGGCACCGGUAUUCGACAGUCUAAUCCAUAGCUUCAACGACACAAUCCUCCCAAUGUACGCCAAAAUGCCAGAGUACUUUUCAAAAACGCACUAUACAAACCCACAUGACUCCUCCAGCACAGUCUUCCAAUACGCGCAUCAGUGGGACGGCGAUCUGUGGUCAUACUACCAAGCCCACCCCAAACAGCAAGAGCAAUUCAACAUCAUUCAACAGACGAUCUCGGGACAGCAUCCUUCAUGGACAGAGAUAUUCCCUGCUGAGCGAUUGAUGGAGGGAGAUGAUGAUUCUCAGGUGCCAUUGCUGGUGGAUGUUGGCGGGAGUACCGGGCACGAUGUUCUCAAGUUCCACUCCAUCUACCCAGAGACAGCCUCUCGAUUGUAUCUCGAGGAUUUGGGACCUGUUGUUGAGAAAGCUGUCUUGCCGGAGGGAGUGCACAAGGUUUCAUACGACUUCUUCAUAGCUCAGCCGAUACAAGGAGCAAAGGCAUACCUCAUGCACUCCAUCCUCCACGACUGGUCUGAUGCCCCAGCUCGCAAGAUACUAGAGAUGCAAAAGGACGCAAUGACGCCCGGCUUCAGCAGGUUACUCAUCCACGACCACAUCGUCGAAACAGCACUAGCACACCCCCAGGCAACAGCUUUCGAUAUCCAAAUGAUGGCCAUGGUCGCCGGUCGAGAGAGAACGGAGGAGCAGUGGAAAGAGCUGGUUACCUCGGCUGGAUUAUGUGUCGUCAGAAUAUGGAAGCUGAAGUCUGCUGUGCAUAGCAUUAUUGAAGUUUCCAAGUAG
This is a messenger RNA of Colletotrichum godetiae, 1224 nucleotides long. RefSeq names its product O-methyltransferase-domain-containing protein. The transcript is spliced from 5 exons. The coding region runs from base 1 to 1224 and encodes 407 amino acids. The record is from RefSeq and is a predicted model, not a curated record. Lineage: Eukaryota; Fungi; Ascomycota; Sordariomycetes; Glomerellales; Glomerellaceae. Gene Ontology annotation, molecular function: O-methyltransferase activity.